GGCCGAGCAAUGCGUUCCAAUACAAGCAGUUUAGAUGAAAACUCGUUAGCAGAUCUUAGAAAAGUUCUUAAAAAUAACAUACUGAAUAAUAAAGAAUGUACAGGUUAUAUUAAAGAAAAAAGUGAAGUAUUACAAUUGAUCCAAAGAACAGUUCAAUGUGGAGAAUCAAAUUCAGCCUUGUUAAUAGGAUCUCGAAGUUCUGGGAAAACAAUGAUGGUAAAUCAAAUUUUAUCAGAAUUACAAUCCAUAUCGACCUUUACAAAAGAUUCAAUUGUAGUAAAAUUGCAUGGGUUGGUACACACAGAUGACAAAUUAGCAUUAAAAAGCAUAACAUACCAAAUGAAGUUAGAAAAUGUUGUUGAUGGCAAAGUUUUUGGAACAUUCGCAGAAAAUUUAUCAUUUUUGUUAGCUUGUUUACGAACUGGAGAAAAGCAUACUUCAAAGAGUAUUAUUUUUAUCCUAGACGAGUUUGACCUAUUCUGCUUUCAUCACAAUCAAACGUUAUUGUAUAAUUUGUUUGAUGUUUCACAGUCAGCUCAGACACCAGUCUGUAUUUUAGGAAUAACUUGUCGUCUUGAUGUUCCAGUAUUGUUAGAGAAACGUGUGAAAUCUAGAUUCUCACACAGGCAAAUAAUCUUAGUUGCUGGCCCAGAUGACCCUAAUAAGGCUCUUGAGUAUAUGUUAGAUAGAGUGAGAUAUUAUUUAGUAUUGCCAGAUAAAUGCCGUAGUGAUCUCAGCAAGUCAUUUAAAAAGUAUUGGAAUGAAACUGUGGUAGAAAAAUUAAUAAAAGAUAAAAAAUUUAAGCAACUUAUUCAAAGGUUGGUGGAUAUAGAUGUAAAUGAAUCAACUCUGAAGAAUAUAUUAAUUAAAAUCAUAUUUAAUAUAAAGGGACCACUUACAAUAAAUGAUUUUCAAGAAGAAAUAAAUGCACUGGAAAUAGAUGAAACAGUACUUAUUUUACAAGAUCUGAGCAUUCUAGAAUUGUGCCUUUUAAUAGCUAUGAAACAUCAUGCUGAAAUAUAUCAAGGAAAAGCUAUGAAUUUCGAGAUGAUUCUAUCUAGAUAUAACAAGUUUGUCAAGUGUAACUCCAAUAUUCAAAAUUUUCCAAGAUCUGUAAUCAUGAAAGCAUUUGAACAUAUACAGAGUUUAGAAUUGAUUUCAAUGAUAAGUGGAGGUGGAUCUAAAACCCAAAAGGAAUAUAGAUUCUUUGAAUUGCUCGUGAUGCCUACACAGAUUAGUGAAGCAAUUAAGAAAAAUCCUGAAGUACCAACCGAAGUAGUCCAGUGGGCCAAUUCUUCUUUAACUUAUGGUUAAACUGUAAUAACGCCAAAGUUUACAGCAGAAGAGUUAGUAGAUUUUUGAAAUAAAAUAUCAAAUAAACUUUAGGAGAAUAAAAAUUUAAUGCAACUAAUAGUUUGCCAUAUAUGAUUAUUCCAUGAGUUAUAAAGAUACAUUAUAUUCUGAGUUUAUAAGACGCGGUCUGGAAUUAUUUCUUUUUUUGCUUUUCGUUUGCAAUUGCGACAUACAUUAUCAAAGACGACACAAUAGUUGGAGUUGUUUUCCUCUCAGUUGAAAAAGAAGUCAACUAUGACCAUUACCAUAUAUUCUUUGAUAAUUAUGCCGCAGUCGUAGAUAAAACGUCAUGAGAAAAGAAUUCCGAAACUCUUCCUAGUAUCCUGGAAAACAAUGAAACAGACGCCGGAAGCAGUCUGUUUAAAUGUUAAGUAGUUAAUUGAGGCUAGGUUAGGUUAAGUUUAGUUGAAAGGAUUCUUAACCACCCUUCCACCUGACCUAUGAGAUCUAGUGUGACUCAUCCCUGUGUUACACUUGUUCUUUCAGCCCAGCCUUUGUAACAACAUCUAUUAUAGCCUUUGGUGCAUCGAGCAAAAAGACAAAAGAGGGAAUCUAAUCGUUAUGAAAAGGAGACCAAAAAAGUGGCCUCUAAUGGCGGACAUAUCCGGAAAUGCGAAUGCGCCAAAUUUAAAUUUUCCGACACUUAUUAAUAGUAGCUAUAAAAUAGUUUUCAGAAUGUGUCUUAGACGAGACAGUUUUAAUUAAACAUUAACAAUAAUAGUCUAAAAUGUGAAACAAUUGUUAAAAA
Messenger RNA from Diabrotica balteata, 2101 nucleotides. NCBI's taxonomy places the organism in Eukaryota, Metazoa, Arthropoda, Insecta, Coleoptera, Chrysomelidae. The record is from the annotation of a GenBank genome assembly.